AUGCAAUUUGAAUUAUAAUAUAAAAUUAUAGCACGUCAAUCUAAAUUCAUUACUAUCUUGACCUUCCCAAAUAUAAGAACAUUAGGGAUAGAAUUCUAAAGAAUAUUGGGAAUGCAAUCAGAACAUAAAUGCUAUUCCAUAAUCCAAAAUCUAAAGAGAAGGUAUCAAUUGGAUUUUGACUCUGUAUAGUCUUUCCUAUAAACUCAUCUCUUCUGGUAUCAUAUUCAUUAUAUAUUAGAGCUUCAAAAGCAUACUUCAUUGGACUUAAAUAUUGUAGCCAGCUUAUCCAAUCCAUAAAUAAUGACUAAUUAGCAUAGAAUCCUGAGAAGGCAAUGAGAGGCAUCAGCACCACAGGAAUUAUUCCAGAGGCAUUUCGAGCAUCUGAUAACAUAGACCCAAC
Molecule: messenger RNA, 400 nt
Organism: Paramecium octaurelia
Lineage: Eukaryota; Ciliophora; Oligohymenophorea; Peniculida; Parameciidae
Source: the annotation of a GenBank genome assembly